AGUGGGCUUUUGAAUAUGUCGCGCCAGCAGGGAGGCCGGAGGUUUGACCCGCGUGCGGGAUUCCGCACGGAGGGCAAGGACAGAGGUCCCUCUGUUCCCCAGGGUCUGCUGAAGGCAGCGAGGAGCAGCGGCCAGCUCAACUUGGCGGGAAGGAACCUCGAAGAAGUCCCUCAGUGUGUAUGGAGAAUAAAUGUGGACAUCCCUGAGGAGGCCAAUCAGAAUCUUUCAUUCAGUUCUACUGAGCGAUGGUGGGAGCAGACCGAUCUGACCAAGCUAAUCAUCUCCAGCAAUAAACUCCAGUCUCUUUCUGAUGACCUCCGACUCUUACCUGCCCUUACUGUUCUUGAUAUUCAUGAUAAUCAGCUGACGUCACUUCCUUCAGCUAUAAGAGAGUUAGACAAUCUUCAGAAACUUAACAUCAGCCAUAACAAACUGAAAAUGCUCCCUGAAGAAAUUACAAGCUUAAAAAAUCUGAAGAUGCUGUACCUCCAACACAAUGAGCUGACAUGCAUACCUGAGGGAUUUGAGCAUCUGUCCAACUUAGAAGAUUUAGAUCUUUCAAACAAUCGUCUUGCAACUGUGCCUGCUGAUGUUGCUUUGCUGUCCAGUCUGCUGCGGCUCAACCUUUCUAGUAACCAGCUGAAGAGUUUGCCAGCAGAAAUAAGCAGAAUGAAAAGGUUAAAGCAUUUGGAUUGUGAUGCCAAUCUCCUGGAGACUGUGCCUUCUGACGUGGGUGGCAUGGAGUCGCUGGAAUUGCUUUAUUUGCGGAGGAACAAAUUACGUGUUCUACCUGAAUUUUCUUCUUGUAGGCUACUAAAGGAAUUGCACCUAGCUGAAAACCAGAUUGAAUCACUAGGGGCAGAGCAUCUUCAACACCUGCAGGCCAUCCUUGUGCUGGACCUAAGGGGCAACAAGCUGCAGUCUGUUCCUGAGGAAGUGGCCCUGCUCCAGUCUUUGGAAAGGCUUGACCUAAGCAACAAUGAUAUUAGUAGUCUGCCCUGCUCAUUGGGAAACCUUCAUUUGAAAUUCCUGACACUAGAAGGAAAUCCUCUAAGAACCAUUCGAAGAGAAAUUAUAGCCAAAGGAACUCAUGAAGUCCUAAAAUAUCUGCGAAGCAAGAUCAAAGAUGAUGGAACCAGUCAAAAUGAUUCUAUUCCUAAGACUGCCAUGACACUACCAAGUGAAUCUAGAGUCAAUAUCCAGGCCAUCGUCACACUAAAGCUGCUAGACUAUAGUGAUAAACAAGCAACCUUGAUUCCUGAUGACAUAUUUGAUGCCACAAAAAGCAACAUCAUCACUUCUGUCAACUUCAGUAAGAAUCACCUGUGUGAGAUUCCGAAAAGGAUUAUUGAGCUGAAGGAAAUGGUAUCGGAUGUCAACCUCAGUUUUAACAAGCUUUCCUUUAUAUCCCAGGAAUUAUGCUUGCUUCAGAAAUUGACAUUUUUAGAUUUAAGGAAUAAUUUUUUAAGUUCUUUACCUGAAGAGAUGUCAUCGCUGACAAAACUACAAACGAUCAAUCUUUCCUUUAACAGGUUCAAAGUGAUGCCUGCAGCUCUGUAUGACAUCCCCACAUUGGAAGCAGUUCUGAUCAGCAACAAUCAAGUUGGUUCUGUGGACCCUCAGAAGGUGAAGCUGAUGGAAAACCUGAGUACUCUGGACCUUCAAAACAACGACCUCUUGCAGAUUCCCCCAGAGCUUGGGAACUGUGUGCAGCUACGAACACUACUGCUAGAUGGAAAUCCAUUCCGAGUUCCUCGAGCGGCCAUACUAAUGAAAGGCACAGCUGCUGUGCUGGAGUAUUUGAGAGACCGAAUUCCUGCCUGAAGACAGCUGGCUUUUGUUCUGGACAGGACAGAGCUAGCCUUCAGUGGCUGCUGGUCUCCAAGUGUCACUAAGCAGUCACUGUUCCAGCUGUGUUCAUCCCACUAAAUGUUUACAGGCUUUGAAGUGCUGUGAACAUUUUUAAUGAUGUUUACUGCAACACAUUUUAAGUGUUUUGCAAGUUUAUUCCCUUAUGACAUUGCAAAAACUUUUCAUUUGCUUUAAUAUUACAUAAUGGUAAGGCAACCAUCUUUGUAAUUCUGGGUUCCCCCUGGUUUCUUUUUAUUUUCCAUAUAAUGUGGACUGAGCAAGAACAUAUUAGGUAGAAAGUCAGCAAACUUUACUAAAUAUUAUCCUUUGGCACUUAAGAAAAAAAAAAAAUCAGACUUUUCAUUGCCCAGGAUAGGACUUGCUGUGUGUGGUAGUCAGUGUCAAUGCAUGUGUGUAUUUGGAGGUUUGGUUUUGACUUUUAAUUAUUUUUUAAUGUGUGCAUGUUCUUUAUUCCAACCUAGCAUAUAUUAUUAUUUCCAAAACCUUGAUUCUGAAAUCUGCUUACAGUGUGAUUAAAACUAGACUGGCAGUUUUAUAGGAAAUUAGGUAUUGGCGAGCUUGAUUUAAUAAAAACCAAAUAUAAACAUUGUUGUUUACACUGAAAUUACCAAAAUCAGGUUUAUGAGCCAUUCUGGCUCAGCAAGUGAUUGAUGUGUCAAGUAGCCAGUUCAUUAGUAGUAUGUGUCACUGGGCAGAGGGCAGAGGUAGAGAGCUUACAGAUGGUUGAGGUUGUUGCUCUUAGGAAAAGUCAGUGCUAAUAAAGAUACAUGCUUCGUGUUCAUAAUAAAAAUUACAUUUUUAAGAUA
Molecule: messenger RNA, 2678 nt
Organism: Psammomys obesus (fat sand rat)
Lineage: Eukaryota; Metazoa; Chordata; Mammalia; Rodentia; Muridae
Gene: Lrrc40
Product: leucine rich repeat containing 40
Exons: 15
Coding region: 16-1824 (602 amino acids)
Molecular function (GO): protein binding
Source: RefSeq, a predicted model, not a curated record